AUGUGUCCGGUGCUUGUUUCUAGUGCAGGCAUCUCCUUGAUACUCAUACUCGAUGAUGAGAACCAGCUUGUACUCACCAAACGUGAGAUACUGCAGAAUCUGCAAACCAUCGUUAUGAUCAGAGUGCCCAUGCACGAGGUUGCAUGCAACUCGAUAGAUGUUCUUUCUACCGAAAACUGCAAGCUCUGGUUAAGCCUUCACCAUCAGCUGUCAAAGAAUGGGAACAAUGACUCAUGUCUGCAAAUCAUCGACAACGUGCUCUUCAUUGUCUGUCUCGACGAUGUGACACUGGAGAACCUCGCUGAGCUGUGCAACAACUUCCUGUGUGGCAUAUACAACCUGAAGAAUGGGGUUCAGGUUGGGACGUGUACAAAUCAGUGGUGUAACAAGCUGCGAAUCAUCAUGUGUGCAGAUGGCUAUGCUGGGACCAACUUUGAACACACUGGCAUUGAUGGCCAUACCAUCCUUCGUCGUACAAGUACUGGUGGGCCCACCGUCGCUCCGCAGCUCAGAUACGUCAUCGACACCAUUCCAAAGAAGCUCGAAUGGGCACUCUAUCCUGAGCUGCACCCUGCUAUUAGGUUCACAGAAAACCAUCUGAGUGACCUGAUCUGCCAGAACGACUGCCAGGCAUUGAAGUUCAAGGGAUAUGGAAAGAACUUCAUCGUGAGCCAUGGGAUCAGCCUGGAUGUGUUUGUGUGGAUGGCAUUCCAGGCAGCGUACUACAGGUUGUAUGGCUGCAUCGAGUGCACAUAUGAGCGUGCAAUGAUGAAGCACUUCCUACACAGCCAUACCAAGGCAAUCCGCACUGUCCAAUCACACUCGGUCAACUUCAUCAAGACAUUCUUCUCCGAGCACGAGGUGAUCCGUGAGGAGGAUGAGGCACCCUCAUUGCCCAGUGGGAGCAUGAGCUCGUUGACAAGCACUGGGAGUGAGCGGCCAGCGCUGCCGUCGAUUUUCACUAAUCCGGGCUGGAGCACGCUGGUCAUGUCGAUCCUGUCAACAUCAAACUGUGGAAACCCGGCGCUGCAGCUGUUUGGGUUCAGGCCCAUCGCAGCGGAGGGAUAUGGCAUCGGGUACCUCAUCAAGAAUGAGGGCAUCUCAAUCUGUGCAUUGUCGAGGCACCUGCAGAUGCGGCAGUUCUUGGACAUGCUGGAGAGGUACCUGCUGGAAGUGCAGCAGAUGCUGAUCCAGUUGCACCUGAGCAUGAACCCAAGGCCAGAGCCGUUUGUGGACCAUGUGGGUGUCCUGCAUGACUCAAAGAUGGGACAGCCGAUGAAGGGGCAAGUGACCGGGUACGAGAAGUAUGACGAUGGGAACAUCAUGCGUACAUUUGUUCUUUCUUCUAGAUGUGGCGUGCGGGUGGCUGACGGAAUGUCGCUACCAGCUGGCUAUCCAUUCUUCGACAGUGUGGAUGUCGAGCUGCUUGGACGGAGAAAGCAGAUGCCAAAGUAUUACAAUACAGGAAGGAUCAUUCCUCUCGCUGAAUAUUAG
This is a messenger RNA of Laetiporus sulphureus 93-53, 1494 nucleotides long. RefSeq names its product CoA-dependent acyltransferase. The record is from RefSeq and is a predicted model, not a curated record. Gene Ontology annotation, biological process: carnitine metabolic process. Gene Ontology annotation, molecular function: carnitine O-acetyltransferase activity. The coding region runs from base 1 to 1494 and encodes 497 amino acids. Lineage: Eukaryota; Fungi; Basidiomycota; Agaricomycetes; Polyporales; Laetiporaceae. Gene Ontology annotation, cellular component: mitochondrion. The transcript is spliced from 6 exons.